Messenger RNA from Cornus florida, 513 nucleotides. RefSeq names its product disease resistance protein RPV1-like. Bases 1 to 513 code for a protein of 170 amino acids. Lineage: Eukaryota; Viridiplantae; Streptophyta; Magnoliopsida; Cornales; Cornaceae. The transcript has a single exon. The record is from RefSeq and is a predicted model, not a curated record. Gene Ontology annotation, biological process: signal transduction.
AUGGCUGCUAUAGGAGCCCAAGAAGCCUCGUCGACUCGAUGUUCUUAUCAUGCGUUCUUGAGUUUCAGAGGCGACAUCCGGAAUACCUUUAUUGAUCACCUUUAUACAGCUCUACUCUAUGCAGGAAUACAGACAUUUAGGGACGAUAACGCACUGGAGAGAGGACAGAAUAUCGCCCUAGAACUAAAUAGGGCAAUCCAAGAGUUGAGGAUAUCAAUAAUUGUUUUCUCAAAAGACUAUGCAUCUUCAAUAUGGUGUCUCGAUGAGCUUUUGAAUAUCCUUGAGCACAAGAAGGCUGUCGGUCAUAUGAUUAUGCUCGUCUUCUAUCAUGUGAAUCCAUCCCUUGUAAGAAACCAAACAGGGAGUUUUGCAGAAGAAUUUGCUAAACAUGAAGAACGAUUUAAGGCAGAGACGGAAGAAAGAAAAGAGGAGGGAUUUGACAAGAUAAAGAGGUGGAAUGAAGCUAUGAGAGAAGUUGCAAAUUUGGCAAGGAUGGUUUUAAUGCAUGGGUAA